Molecule: messenger RNA, 483 nt
Organism: Pyrenophora tritici-repentis Pt-1C-BFP
Lineage: Eukaryota; Fungi; Ascomycota; Dothideomycetes; Pleosporales; Pleosporaceae
Source: RefSeq, a predicted model, not a curated record
AUGUCUUCCUCUUCCUCCAGUAACGCCCCCAAGGACGACGACAUACCCUACUACAAACUUUUCCCAGACUUUUCCCAGCCUCCUGCUGAACCAAGCAAGACCGAAACAGCUUCACUCGAGGACGACGUCAAGAAGCUUGACGUAAAGGAGACCGACACACUAGAAGACCAGGUAGACGCUUACUGUCGCGAAUUCCUGUAUCUCGGUGGCCCAGAAGACUUUAUCGGAAGCGAAACCAAGGAAGACAACGAGUCACUCCUCCUCAAGAAAUAUGCCGGCAUCACCGACCAGGUUGCCAAGGACUCGUCUGAUUCAACCGCAUCUACGCACCCGAACCACGAUGUAGACACAGGCGCUACCUCUGGCGGCGGUGCAAGUGCCAUGGCUCACAAAGCCCACCCGGGCCCUGUCAUGGCAGACAAGAUGCCUGCCCCGGAGACCAAGGAAGACCUCAAGAAGAGGGCUGAGGAACUGAACAAAUAG